AUCACGUGCUAGAGUUUCUCUCUCGUGUCAUGAUGAUGAUGAUGAUGAUGAUGAUGUGGAGUCUGAAGCUCGCACGCAUGAAUCAGAGAGAGAUGUGACUGAGUUGUUUCCUGGAGGGGUGUGUGAUUCUGUCUUCACCUUUGCUCUGAAUCUUUAUAUUCUCGGUGGAAACGAAGUCAGUCCGGAUGUUUAAAGACUCUUGGGAACUUCUUCUGCCUCUGGAAUAUUUCAUCAUAUACAACAGAAGGACACGAUUCUGAAUUCAUGAAGCAGGAUUGACUGAAGGUAGAACUCAAAGCGCAAAAUGUGCGAAAAUAGCGGCAACCUCUUUGGAAAAGACGUUCUUCAGACAGAACAGACAAAAAACACAGAUGGAAACUUUGAUCAGGUUGAAAUCUCCGAAUGCAGAGAUACGAACACUGUAUAUAACACUCGUUUAUUCCGGAGGAGAUGGCUCAUUCUGCUGCUCUUUAGCUCGUAUUCACUGUGCAACGCGUUCCAGUGGAUCCAGUAUGGGAUCAUCAACAACAUCUUCAUGAAGUUCUACAGCGUCUCUUCAUUCGCCAUCGACUGGCUGUCAAUGAUCUAUAUGCUGACUUACAUCCCCUUCAUCUUCCCAGUGACAUGGCUGUUGGAGAGGAAGGGGCUACGGGUGAUCGCUCUGUGCGCAGCUUCGAUCAACUGCGUGGGAACCUGGAUCAAAGUGGCCAGCGUCCAGCCGAACCUGUUCUGGGUCACGAUGCUCGGACAGUUCGCCUGUUCCUUUGCGCAGGUGUUCAUUUUGGGAAUGCCGUCUCAGGUGGCGUCCGUGUGGUUCGGCUCUGAUGAAGUGUCCACCGCCUGCGCCAUCGGCGUGUUUGGAAACCAGCUUGGCAUUGCUAUUGGUUUCUUGAUCCCGCCGAUACUUGUGCCCAACGUGGAUGACAUGAAUGAACUGGCUGAACACAUCAGCAUCAUGUUCUACAUCACAGCCGCUGUGGCCAGCCUCAUCUUUCUGCUGGUCGUGUUUGUUUUUCAGGAAAAGCCUGAAAUCCCUCCGUCUAUGGCUCAGGUGGUGCUCGGAGACAUGCCCACCACACAGUACUCAUACCUGGCUUCAGUUGUAAGACUUGUGCGCAACAAGCCCUUCAUCCUCCUCCUCAUCAGCUACGGACUGAAUGUGGGAUGCUUCUAUGCUGUUUCCACUCUGUUAAACAGGAUGAUAAUAGAGCAUUACCCUGGUGAAGAGGUGAAUGCUGGGAGAAUUGGCUUGACUCUCGUCAUCGCUGGCGUGGUCGGCUCUCUGCUCUGUGGAAUCUGGCUAGACAAGACCAAGACUUAUAAGCAGACAACGCUCUCAGUGUAUCUGCUGUCGUUUGUGGGGAUGGUGAUCUAUGCUUUCACCCUGAACUUGGGUCAUCUGUGGGUUGUGUUCCUCACAUCAGGAGCGCUCGGGUUCUUCAUGACGGGUUAUCUGCCGCUGGGCUUUGAGUUUGCAGUGGAGCUCACAUACCCAGAGUCAGAGGGAACAUCUUCAGGACUGCUCAACUGCUCAGCGCAGAUGUUUGGAAUUGCAUUCACCAUCAUUCAAGGCAAAAUCAUCGAUCACUUCAGCACACUGGCCGGAAACAUCUUCCUCUGUGUGUUCCUCUUCAUCGGCUCCAUCCUGACAGCUCUUAUACAAUCUGACCUGCGGCGACAGAAGGCCAACAGUCAACCUCAGACAGAGGUGAUCGCUGACUCAUCCGUACAUCCUCAAGAUGGAAAAUCAUUAAAAGAGAUGAAGAUGUAAAGGUGGAAACCACUGGAAUCACACUCUCAAAGAGCAUCACAACUCCAUGUGAACCAUCUUUACACAGACCAGAUCUGAACAAUAACAGCUCACUUUACAAACCUGAUUCCAAAAAAGUUGGGACACUAUACAAAUUGUGAAUAAAAACAGAAUUCAAUGAUGUGGAAGUUUCAAAUUUCAAUAUGUUAUUCAGAAUACGACAUAGAUGACAUAUCAAAUGUUUAAACUGAGAAAAAUUUUCAUUAUAAGGGAAAUAAGUUGAUUUUAAACUUCAUGGGAUCAACACAUCUCAGAAAAGUUGGGACAAGGCUAUGUUUACCACUGUGUGGCAUCCCCUCUUCUCUUUAUAACAGUCUGCAAACGUCUGGGGACUGAGGACACAAGUUGCUCAAGUUUAGGAAUAGGAAUGUUGUCCCAUUCUUGUCUAAUACAGUCUUCUAGUUGCUCAAAUGUCUUGGGUCUUCUUUGUCACAUCUUCCUCUUUAUGAUUUGCCAAAUGUUUUCUAUGGGUGAAAGAUCUGGACUGCAGGCUGGUCAUUUCAGUACCAGGAACCUUCUUCUACACAGCCAUGAUGUUGUAAUUGAUGCAGUAUGUGGUCUGGUAUUGUCAUGUUGGAAAAGGUAAGGUCUUCCCUGAAAGAGACGACGUCUGGAUGGGAGCAUAUAUUGUUCUAGAACUUGGAUUUACCUUUCAGCAUUGAUGGUGCCUUUCCAGAUGUGUAAGCUGCCCAUGCCACACUCACUCAUGCAAACCCCACACCAUCAGAGAUGCAGGCUUCUGAACUGAGAGCUGAUAACAACAUUGUCCUCUUUAGUCUGGAUGACAUGGCAUCCAAGUUUUCAUAAAAGAACUUCAAAUUUUGAUUCGUCUGACCACAGAACAGUUUUAAAUGAGCCUUGACCCAGAGAAAACACCUGCGCUUCUGGAUCAUGUUUAGAUAUGGCUUCUUUUUUUUGACCUAUAGAGUUUUAGCCGGCACCGGAGAAUGGCACAGUGGAUUGUGUUCACCGACAGUGUUUUCUGGAAGUAUUCCUGAGUCCAUGUUGUGAUUUCCAUUACAGUAUCAUUCCUGUAUGUGAUGUAGUGCCGUCUAAGCACCAGAAGAUCACAGGUAUCCAAUAUGGUUUUCUGGCCUUGACCCUUACACACAGAGAUUGUUCCAGAUUCUCUGAAUCUUUGGAUGAUAUUAUGCACUGUAGAUGAUGAUCACUUCAAACUCUUUAAAAGUUUUCUCUGAGUAACUCCUUUCUGAUAUUGCUCCACUAUUUUUCGCUGCAGCAUUGGGGGAACUGGUGAUCCUCUGCCCAUCUUGACUUCUGAGACACUGUCACUCUGAGAGGCUCUUUUUAUACCCAAUCAUGUUCCCAGUUGACUUAACAAGUUGCAAAUUGGUCCUCCAGCUGUUCCUUAUAUGUGCAUUUAACUUUUCCGGCCUCUUAUUGCUACCUGUCCCAACUUUUUUGGAAUGUGUAGCUCUCAUUAAAUCUAAAAUGAGCCAAUUUUUGGCAUGACAUUUCAAAAUGUCGCACUUUCAACAUUUGAUGUUAUCUAUAUUGUGAAUAAAAUAUAAGUUUAUGAGAUUUGUAAAUUAUUCCAUUCCUUUUUUAACUCACAAUUUGUACAGUGUCCCAACUUUUUUGGAAUCGGGUUUGUACAUAUUCAAGCACAACCGAAAGUAUGUUUUCUAACUUUAUCCUGCUGUUGUUCCUUCAGUAUUUAAACGAACAAUAGUUAAUGCUCAUUGCCGAGCUCCCACAACAUAACCUUCAGUGGGAAUCAUUCAUGAAACAAAAGCACAAAAUAUUGCAGGCCAUUGCAUUCAAUUCACACAAAUAUGGAUUUAUGAAAAAUUCCCAUGAACUGCUUGUGUUGCAUGUUGUAAUGUGAAUUUUUCACACCUUAUGUGUAUCAUGAUGAUUGCACGAUGGUUUGUUAGAGCUGACCUAAACUAAAUGUUUUUAGCAGUACACGUACUAAUCUAAUAUAAUUUAGUAAACAACUCUAGAUCUGAUUCAGGAGAUCUGUGUUCAGGUGAGCUGGACCAGAGUCCUGCACUGAAACCAUCAACGCAAUACAUGAUGCUUUAAAUGUAUGAUCGCCUUGUGUUAAAUGGAGAUGUGUGAUGAUACUCUCAUCUUAUUUAAUGCAAUACUAACACCACGGUGCAGAACACUUAUUUUGUGAGCAUCUGUGAUGGUUUCUGUGUGUUGUAGUGUGUAGUGUUAUGUGUGAUUGAUGACACUGAAGGAAAUCUGAGAUGGUCUCUUGCUCAUGAUGGACUGCUGAUUCCAAAAACUAUCUGUUUUGCUGAAGGAAAGAAGAAGUGAAGAAGUCUCACAUUAUUACAACUUUUAGUUCAAUUCUCAGCUUAUUUCAUGUGUAUGUGAUUAUUUGAUGCCUAAUCCUGAUUUUAAGGUCAGAAUUAUGGACAGAAGAAAAUGCAAACACAAGUUUUUUACUGAAUCUUUAGAACAUUACAGACUUUGCAGGAAAAAAGAAAAUAUUCAUAAAUGUGUUUACGUGAAGUUUAAGAGGUUAAAUGGAGAGUUUGAACAUGUUUUUCCACUCCUUUGCAGACUCCAAUUUGAAAGAUAGAUUUAACUUUUUUAUCCUUUAUUUAGCAAAUACUAAGUGUGUGGAAGUAGUCCUGUGUACUGUCUGUUAUUGUUUGUAUAGAAACAUUUUGUAUAUAAUCUAGGAACUCUUGGUGUUGUAAAUUAAAUCUGAUAUUCAGUAAUAAAGUGAUAACUAGUUGCUUAACUGCAAAAGAGUGAUUUAAACUAUUCCACGUGUUUAUAGAGAAACCUCUGAGACAUGUCAAAACAGAGAUAUGACCAGAAAUAAACAUUCAUGAACAGCACUUAUUAAAACC
Molecule: messenger RNA, 4644 nt
Organism: Carassius gibelio (silver crucian carp)
Lineage: Eukaryota; Metazoa; Chordata; Actinopteri; Cypriniformes; Cyprinidae
Product: feline leukemia virus subgroup C receptor-related protein 2-like
Exons: 10
Coding region: 305-1771 (488 amino acids)
Biological process (GO): transmembrane transport; heme export
Cellular component (GO): membrane
Molecular function (GO): heme binding; heme transmembrane transporter activity
Source: RefSeq, a predicted model, not a curated record